GGCGUGUCCCCUUUCGGAAGGCUGGUAGCACAGGCGCGACCACGCCUCUGUCUGGGGCCGAAGGGAGGUCCGGGCAAGGAGGCGCUCACUCCGGGGUUGUUUCUGCCAGAGCGCACCAGAACACUCAGCUGCGCUAAGCAGCAGCAGCCAACAGACCCGACUCUGAUUGCCCAGAGAACGCUGAGCUUUCGCAGAGGUUUUCGACCUGAAGCGGACGGCGCCUCGCUGCUGCUUUCCUCACUGAGGCUUUGGGCGUUCGGUCUCUCGCGUCAGGGAAGAAGUGUUGCGCGACAGUCGGUGCUUCCUUGGCCUUGUUGCUCGCGGCCAGGUUUCGGACCCUGGGUUCCCAGGGCCUCCCCGAUGUGGGGAGACGCGGCCUCCUCCCUGCUGCAGCCUGCGUAG
Molecule: messenger RNA, 402 nt
Organism: Soboliphyme baturini
Lineage: Eukaryota; Metazoa; Nematoda; Enoplea; Dioctophymatida; Soboliphymatidae
Source: the annotation of a GenBank genome assembly